AUGGCAAGCCCUUUUGCUUCAAUUGCAAACCAGAGAGUCACGUCCCAACGACCGCCGCGAGAAACACCAGAACUAGAUUUUGACAGAUGCGCUGCGUUACACAACACAAUAGCCAUCUAUGGCUGGCUACGUAGUGGCCGUAAGGUCGCUGACAUGGACCGCAAAACCUGGUGGCAGAAGCGCGGUAACCCAACUCUGGAAGUCCUCCUACGGCCUUCUUUGGUCAAGUACCUAAAGAAAAUCUUUGAUCUGCCUGGAGGAGACGGAAGCCAUUUCUUCUAUUACAUCAGCAGAGUCUCUAAGCCGAGGGAGAUGUUGUAUCUUGGAGAUUUGCUGAAUGACGAAGAAAAGAAGAUCAAGGGGAGAAGCAUCGAUUCAUCACUUUGUACAUGA
This is a messenger RNA of Aureobasidium vineae, 393 nucleotides long. The record is from the annotation of a GenBank genome assembly. NCBI's taxonomy places the organism in Eukaryota, Fungi, Ascomycota, Dothideomycetes, Dothideales, Saccotheciaceae.